Messenger RNA from Limulus polyphemus (Atlantic horseshoe crab), 1948 nucleotides. RefSeq names its product probable tRNA(His) guanylyltransferase (gene THG). Gene Ontology annotation, biological process: tRNA modification. Bases 176 to 1204 code for a protein of 342 amino acids. Lineage: Eukaryota; Metazoa; Arthropoda; Merostomata; Xiphosura; Limulidae. The transcript has a single exon. The record is from RefSeq and is a predicted model, not a curated record. Gene Ontology annotation, molecular function: magnesium ion binding; tRNA guanylyltransferase activity.
UUUUGUUAAGUUGAAUGUGUUUGAUAUUUCUUGUGCACGAGACACAUGGCAAAUUUGUUAGUAGAAUGAUAGACGGUGUAGAAAUGAUUUUUAAAAAAUAUAAAUAGGCAUAAUCUCGAUUUACUGACGGUAAUCAAAAGUUUUAAAUUAAACUGUUAAUGUAUUUCGUAAUUAAAUGUUGCAGAAGCAGAAACAUAUUUUGUUAAGAAAUGUUGCUAUUAGGCCUAACUUAUUUCAGUUUCUACGCUUGACGACUCGUACUGGUAAUGGAACAACUCGUCGAUCUAUUACUGCAGUAUUUAAGCCUAAUACAAAUUUGAGCAGAUCUGAAUUUGUUUCGAGGGUGAUUGGUCGGUCCUGUUAUUAUUUUGAAAUUAAACAUUUUAAUAUUUCAUCAAUGGCUCAAAGUAAGUUUGAAUACGUCAGGAAAUUUGAAAGUGAUGACCGAUGUUUACCAAACUGCUGGAUGGUUGUUAGAUUAGAUGGAAAAGGCUUUCACAAGUUAUCCAGUGAACAUGACUAUGAUAAACCAAAUGACAGUCGUGCUUUGGCUUUAAUGACCAAAAGUGCUGUUCGUGUAAUGGAAGAAUUUAACGAAAUCUGCUUGGCAUAUGGUCAGAGUGAUGAAUAUAGUUUUGUUUUUAAGAAGGAUUCAGAACUCUACAAUCGAAGAAAAACCAAGAUAGAGACAAAUAUUUGUAGUUUGUUUUCCUCAUCUUUUGUAUAUUAUUGGAGUAAUUUUUUCCCACAGACAUAUUUGAAGUAUCCACCAUCAUUUGAUGGCCGUGUUGUGUUAUAUCCAACUAAUCAAAAUUUACGUGACUAUCUGAGUUGGCGACAGGCUGACUGUCACAUCAAUAACCUGUAUAAUACAGCAUUCUGGGCUUUAGUGCAACAAGGUGGUUAUUCCCCAAGUAAGGCUGAAGAGAGGUUGAGAGGGACUGUUGCUUCUGAUAAAAAUGAAAUUUUAUUUUCAGAAUUUGGUAUAAAUUACAAUAAUCUUCCAGAAUUGUAUCGUAAGGGUACCAUUCUGUUACGUAGAAAAGUAGAACAAGAACAUGAAAAAAAUGUUGUUGGCCAAAAUGGUAUGGUAGAGACACAAAGAUAUACCAAAAGAAGGAUGACAAUUCUUCCUUUAAAUGUGGACAUUAUUGGAGAUAAGUUCUGGGAAGAAAAUAAUGACAUAUUGGGGUCAUAUAUGUGACACACUGUUAUUUAGGAGAAAAGUAAGGUUUUAUAAUAAGCCCUAAAUAUUAAGAGUUAUCAAGCCUAAGUGAGAGCAUUGUUUUAUAUUAUUUAAUUCGUUUGUAGACAGAUGAAACUAUAUUUUUAAGUGAUUAAUCUGCAAAUGUAGGUUACAAUACCUAGUAAUCUUUUUAUGAGUUGACACUUUUAUUUUGUAUACAUUUCAAUUGAUGUUUUUAAUUAUUUUGUGUUACUUUGAAAAGGGUUGAUAACAAAAGCUAAUUACUUGUAUUUUUCUAGUUGCUUUAUUUAAAGGAGAAAAAUCCAGUAAUUUAAUUAUUACAGUGGAAUGUGACUACCUCCAAUAAAACUAUAGUGUUUCAACUUAACUUUAUACUAUUAAUAUUGUUCAGUGUACUCACAGAAUUUUCUGUGAAAUGGUGUAGAACCUUACGGAUUUAGCCAUUUAUUUAAUUGAAAGAAUUAACUUAGAGAAUAAAUUUGGUAUACUAAUACACAAAAAUAAGCAUGUGAUUUUUGUCCCAUAUAUCAAAUUCCUACUGAACAAAUCAACCAAGGAUUUGGUGUGUAUACAUACUGUUAAAGUAUACAGAAUUAAAAACACAUUGGGGUAUAGAUUUUGAAGUGUUGCCACAUAAAUAGUUUCACAAUUAAACUAUAAAAUCUUGCUUAAGGAUGUAGCAAAAUGUUUAAAUUAUACAUCUGGUGUUUUUUCACGAUGUCAGUAAAUAAUAUUUAUUAC